Bombina bombina (fire-bellied toad) is the source of this 1368-nucleotide messenger RNA. It is a transcript of the gene TPM3, whose product is annotated as tropomyosin 3. The transcript has 9 exons. NCBI's taxonomy places the organism in Eukaryota, Metazoa, Chordata, Amphibia, Anura, Bombinatoridae. Gene Ontology annotation, molecular function: actin filament binding. Gene Ontology annotation, cellular component: actin filament. The record is from RefSeq and is a predicted model, not a curated record. Gene Ontology annotation, biological process: muscle contraction; actin filament organization. Bases 70 to 921 code for a protein of 283 amino acids.
CUCCUCUAUAGCAGGAGAGAAGAACAACCAUCUUUACGCAUCUAAGGGCAACUAGUGAAUACCACAGACAUGGAGGCCAUCAAGAAGAAGAUGCAGAUGCUGAAACUGGACAAGGAGAAUGGGUUGGAUCGAGCAGAGCAAGCUGAGGCAGAGAAAAAACAAGUGGAGGAAAAGUGCAAGCAGCUGGAAGAUGAACUGGUAUCUAUGCAGAAGAAAUUGAAGGGUACUGAAGAUGAACUGGAUAAAUACUCAGAGGCUCUGAAGGACGCCCAGGAGAAGCUGGAAGUUGCAGAGAAGAAAGCUGCAGAUGCUGAAGCAGAGGUUGCCUCCUUGAACCGCCGUAUACAACUGGUGGAGGAAGAAUUGGACCGUGCACAGGAACGGCUCUCCACUGCCCUACAGAAAUUAGAAGAAGCAGAGAAGGUUGCAGAUGAGAGUGAAAGGGGGAUGAAGGUGAUUGAGAACAGAGCCCUUAAGGAUGAGGAAAAGAUGGAGCUUCAGGAGAUUCAGUUAAAAGAAGCCAAACACAUAGCAGAAGAAGCAGACAGGAAGUACGAAGAGGUUGCCCGAAAGCUAGUAAUCAUUGAGGGUGACCUUGAACGUACAGAAGAGAGGGCAGAAUUGGCAGAAUCCAAAUGUUCCGAGCUGGAGGAGGAGCUGAAAAAUGUUACCAACAACCUGAAGUCUCUGGAGGCUCAGGCAGAGAAGUAUUCACAGAAGGAAGACAAAUAUGAGGAAGAAAUCAAGAUAUUGACAGAUAAGCUAAAAGAGGCAGAGACUCGAGCAGAGUUUGCAGAACGGUCCGUGGCAAAACUUGAGAAGACUAUUGAUAACUUGGAAGAGCGCCUCUACUGUCAAAUGGAGAAAAACCGGCUCCUUUCUUGCGAGUUGAAGGUUACACUUCACGACCUUUGUGACUAAGUUCCUGCCCAUUAACACGUCAUCCCAUAUAUACAUGGUCUAUAACUGGGCGGAGCUAACAGGGGAGUGCAGCGGUUCCAGUGGGAAGAACUGCUCGUUAGUCACACUUCAGUUUACCAAUUUAAUCCUUGGUUUUAAAAACAUGCCUACAAAGUAUUCUGCUAAGUGCUUGUUGAUGCUUCCAUAUAUGUAACUACCUUGUUUCCCAGUUGUGGCUUCACCCUUCGUUAGGCAUGAUAUCUAACCUUGAUGGCUUCCUUUGCUCUCUUCAAAACAUAUUGUUUUCUAUUUUUCAUCAGAGACCAGUUUGUGUGUCAAAAUUGGCAACUAUUUCUCCUAAUACUAUAUAAACCAUUUGGUAUGCAAACCGUCUAAAUUAUGAGAUUUUAUGCUGGGAAUGGAAUAUUGAAAAAUCUUCAAUAAAAGAUUAAUUAGCCCAUGAUUAAA